CGACUCUGUUGAAAGUGAAGUGAAGGGCUCCACCAGAUUCACAGAAGUUCAGAGAAGCUCUGCAGACUUUCUUGUAGCUCCUCUUUCUCUCCAUCCCGAGACCUGAUUGCAGACUUUAACUUUUUGCCCCUUCCCUUUUUCACCGAGUCAAGCCUGGUUUGGCUGCCCUGUCCAUCUGCUUCUCUCAGUAGCAGGGAAGGAGGGAAAGCGGAGAGCUAGCCAGCCGGAAUGCAGCGCCUGCUGGGGGAGAAGGUGAUGGCGGCGGAGAGCAGAAACGGCAGCUCAGCUUUAACCCCCACCGAGGGCAAAGACAACAGCCAGAGGAAGGUGCUCAUCUUCCUGGACCUCUUCUGUCUCUUCCUUGCUGGUCUGCCGUUCCUGAUCAUCGAGUCCAGCGCUGUCCGGCCUUAUCGCCGCGGCUUCUACUGCAGUGACGAGUCCAUAAAGUACCCCGCCAAAAACCGAGAGACUAUCAGUGAUGGGGUUUUAUCGGCCGCGGGUACGCUCAUCGUGGUGCUCUCUAUCACCAUAGGCGAGAGCUACAGGAUCCAUUACCUCCACGAGGGCUCCAAUGCAUUUGUGAGGAACCCCUACCUGUCAGCCCUCUACAAGCAGGUGGGGGUGUUCAUCUUCGGCUGCGCGGUCAGCCAGUCCUUCACGGACAUCGCCAAAGUGUCCGUGGGCCGCUUGAGGCCUCACUUCCUGGACGUGUGCAGGCCCGACUUCUCCAUGAUCAACUGUUCCCUUGGUUACAUCACCGACUACAUGUGCACAGGAGACGACGGCAGGGUUCAGGAAGCCAGGAAGUCCUUCUUCUCAGGCCAUGCCUCUUUCUCCAUGUACACUAUGCUCUACUUGGCUUUCUAUCUGCAGUCGAGGUUCACCUGGGAGGGAGCCCGGCUCCUGAGGCCACUGGUGCAGUUUACUCUCCUCAUGAUGGCCUUCUACACUGGCCUGUCACGCGUCUCCGACCACAAGCACCACCCAACUGACGUACUGGCGGGAUUCGCACAGGGAGCCCUGGUGGCUUAUUGCAUAGUGUUCUACGUCUCAGACCUCUUCAAGUCAAAGGACAGAGGUGCUUCCAUCACAUCGACUCCCAUCAAGAAAGACCUUUUACCACCUGUAGAACGGAACAACCACCUCACUCUAGCGUGAUGCUAACGCUAGCACUAGCCUAGUAUACUCUGAAAGGUCCAGCUGACAUGGACUGGGGCAGCUUUAACCGUCAGUGGGCUAGCUAAGGCUUGUUGGGUUUGCCCAUCAGCAGACUAGCUUAAACUGGACAGACCUAAACCACAUGCAAGGCUUAUUGUGCCAAACCCAGGCCUGAUUUCAGGCCUGCAUGAAAGUACACUGCUUACAUUGUAACUGGAGAGUGACGAGUUCCACCACUUCCAGAUGGAGAACCAGUGUCUCUUACUUAAAAUCUUAGAUUCACCACCUCAAAUGGACAAUUUCUGGUAACUGAGACACCAGACGAGCUCUUGGAGGCAUCAUCACAUAUCGUAAGUCUGUAUCCUUUCCUUAAGUGAGACAACAAAUUCCUAGCCCAGAGGAAGGAUUUUUAAUUAGAUUCUGAGUAUUUUGAGAGUAUAGCACAUUUUACAGGACUUAAAAUGUUAGUGGUAUAAGUUUAUAGGAUUGUACGAGGCCCUUUAUUUUACAAUAGGUGCCCAUUUGUUAGUGUUAAAGGACAAACCCAAAAUGCAAACAGUGGCUAACAGCAUAUUUGCAUUUAGAGGCCAGUUUUUUUAUAUAUUUUUAGCAUAAUGCUAACUAGCUACGAUGGUGUUUUAGGGCCACUGUCAAAAUAAAAAUAAUAGACUUAAUAGUAAAAAUAAUACUUAAAGUACUAUGACGUUGUAUUAUUACAAUAAAAUCAUUAUCUUUCAAAAAUAAAGUUGUAAUAUUUUGAUAAUGCAGUCGUAAAGUUACAAGAAUGAACAUGACAUAUUUGGAGGAUAAAGUGGGCUAAUUGUAGGGGGGCUGCCAUAAUGGGUUGGGGUCUCGGUUGCUGUACUGGCGAGGACGGAGAUGCCAAGCGCGCCGAGUUCUUCUCACUCGUUCAGGAUCGAUCAUUUCGAUCGUCAUUCUUACUGUCUGUGGAACUUCAUGCCCUCUUCAAACGGCAGGGAGAUGUGGUCACUGAUAGCCGUGUAGACGACCCCACCUCUGAUUCUCCUAAAUCAAAACAGACGGACCGCUUCCUCGGAGUCCGUCUGGCUCUUUAUUCUAGAUAAACGGUCUCCUGCUCAGCCGUUUCUUAUACUAAUAACACUCUGGUGCUGAUGUGCAGGACAGGCAGGGAGACUGAGCAUCUCUUAAUGCCGUGAAAUCGGUACAAACGUUUAACUCUACACCCCUCGUUUUAACUACCUUCCUUUCGCAAACCCUUUGGUUACAAUACUGCAGCUUUUCCUGGUAAAAUCCACUUUAAUAUCCUAAUUCUAUGACUUUAUUAUCGAAAUAUUAUGACUUUAUUCUCAAAAUAUUGUGACUUUAUUCUCAAAGUCUACUAUUUUAAAUUUUUUUAAGAGUGACCCCAAAACGCCAUCGUAACUAGCCCAUGCUGGCUUUGGUGCUGUCAGCAAUGCAAGUGUUUUGAGCAAAAUACUCCCCUAACAGUGUUUAAUUCGCUUGCAAGUUCUCUGACGCAGGCUGGGAGUCGAAUGGAGAGGGGCCUCUAUCUGCUGGUUUAAGAUGAGUCCCUGCUAUAAUUGUGUUUUAAGCUAGAUCAGCUCUGAAUGUGUGAGUUUGUCUCUGUGAUGGACGGGUGUGUGUGUAUGUGUGUGUCUGUGAUACUGACAAUAAAACUGUAAGUGUAUGAGAGACCACUAUAAAUGUGUCUCAGUGGAAACGUUUGUAUUCCAGGGCUGGGAACCUAUGUUUCGUUUUUAAGUAUAUUUUUGUGUAAUGAAAACAGACUGUGGAUCUUAAACUGUAUUCUGAUACCACUUGAUAAAUAAAGAUGCAUUACAACAUCA
This is a messenger RNA of Pygocentrus nattereri (red-bellied piranha), 2987 nucleotides long. Its product is annotated as phospholipid phosphatase 3-like. Gene Ontology annotation, biological process: canonical Wnt signaling pathway; phospholipid metabolic process; phospholipid dephosphorylation. Lineage: Eukaryota; Metazoa; Chordata; Actinopteri; Characiformes; Serrasalmidae. The coding region runs from base 229 to 1158 and encodes 309 amino acids. Gene Ontology annotation, molecular function: phosphatidate phosphatase activity. The transcript is spliced from 6 exons. The record is from RefSeq and is a predicted model, not a curated record.